CCUGCCUCGGCAGCAGCCCACCAGGUCAACGAGUUCGGGAGCAAGUUGCCUUGUCCCAGCCAUACCUCACCACUGCCCUAAAGAUGCACCUGUGCGAGGCGGCGGCGUGUGGAGAAAUGGUCGCCGAAGCUGGGGCAGCGGACCGGGUCGUCUGGAGGAGGCACGAAGGGUGGGGUACCCAGAAUAAGAAGGGGGACCCAGACCUCAGCAUCCCGCAACAUCACAAAGGACUCAAACGGAGGCAGGAACGGCGACAGUCGAGCUAGAAAACUCUUUCCAGGCAGACCCAGGGUCCUGAAUUGAAUUCUGGAUCUUGUCCCUACAACCUGCUGCGCCUGCCUUUUCUCAACGUAGUUGGCGGCAACUUUAUCCUUCUUAUGCUCGGGCCAAAACCCGAUUCCAGUCUUUUUCUCACAAUCCGCAUCCAAUUACCUGGUAGUUAAGGAAAUCGUGUUUCCUCUUGGGUGAAUAUGGACUUCGAUCCACACAAUUUUUUUCUUUCUUGGUCUCUGAAUUUUGGCAAACCACAUGACACGGAGAUCGACUGGAUUCGCCACCGGCUGCCUCAGACGCAGGUUUAAGACCUUUAAUCUCGGGUUCGUUCCGGGUUUGGGCUGCCGUUGAGAGUUUUUUCAGCUCUGCCUGUCAAAACAAGCCUCUCCAGACCUGUCUUCGAGGCCCAGGUCAGGAACCCCACAUCCCUUCCCUGUGACUUGCAAAAAAGUUUCGCAAGGCGUUGGUUCAAUUUGCCAAGAACACGGUGCGCGCGUGGGGAAUUCGCGGUUUCUCCGGGCUCUUCAGGUUCUCAGCCGCCCGCGGUAACGUCCGGGGUCAGUUUGAGUUGCGGAGACGCCCAGCAGGGGGGGACCGGUAAGGAAAGCGGCGGCAGCCCUCUUGGGUCCUGUCCUGAGGCGUUAGAGGGACAGGUGGAAAUAGAUCAAAAGGAAGGGCAGAAAUCCUGUGAGGUUUCCUGACCUAAAGGCGCCAUGAAGAUGAUGAAGUAGGCCUUCUCUGAAACCGGGUCCUCCAGCUGUUGAACCGAGUUCAGGUCUCCAGUGGAAGCCAAAGCAGGCGAAGCGGACCACCCCGGCCUGGCUGCUGGAAUCUGUAAGAGAGCUCUUCAUGAGAAAAUUCUCCAACUGAAGGCUGGGAUGCAUCAGCCCUUAGAGAAGAAGGGACCUGCUGAGAAGGGAGUGAAUGAGCAGGAACAGAAGACUCGGCCUGGGAAAGCAGGACUCUCCUCUGUGUUCUGCAGUGGGAAAUAUCAUUCCUUGAUUCAGGAUCAGGCUCGAGAAUUGACCCAUCUACGACAGAAGAUGAGGAUUGGGAGAGCAGUGUCUUCCCUUCUCAUCCAGCAUGUCAAAAACACAGUAAAGACCUUUGAGGAACUACUCCGCAGCCAUAGCAUUGACCACUACAUGGAACUGCACUUCCGUGAGCAGCUGGCCAAAGGAAGCCAGCUGGCAGAGAGCCUUGCCAGCAAAUUCAGUACUGAUGACUUUAUAAGUAAGAAGAAUCAAGCAGGACAGGUGCCUCUGACCACCCUCAGGGAGAUGCAUAAGAAGGGCAAAGUGACAGAGGUCCCAGAGACCAAGCAAGGCGCCUGGUCCCAGACGUGGCCCCAGGUCCUCUCCAGCAGCCACACGCGGACUGCCACCCACCACUCCCACAGCAGCACUUCUGCAUGGACUGCUGAGCAGGAAAUGCCUCCUGCAGUGGCUGCAAUCAAUGUCAGCCCUGCUAUUCCUGCUGAUUCAACUGUAUUGCCCAGCAAUUAUUCAGGAGCCAGGUCUGCCCAGACCUUCUAUCCUCUGCAUGGUACCAACCAGCUGAGCAGAACACCAGAACAUGGCAGCAGUGGCCUGAGGGAAGAGAUGAGACCUCAAAAAAUGAAUGCAUCUGGGGACCUAUCCUCCUUCUCCUCUUUGUAUCGGCCCAACUCCAGAUCCUCUGGGGCUGACCUGCUGGAAAAGAAUCUUGUUGAGAUCCAGAAGCUGCGCCAGCGCCUGGAGGAGUCCGUCUGCAUCAAUGACCGCCUGCGGGAGAGGCUGGAGCAUGUGCUCAGCAAUGCUGACCAAGGAAAAAGCUUGCAAAGAACAGAAAACCUAUUAUCACCUAGUAGAAUGAAAUCUGAAUGGUUUAAAAUGAGAACAAUUUACCAGACCCAGGUGAGCUCCAUUCAGGAGAAUGACAGACGCUGUCUCUCAGUGGGAAUGACCAGUGAGAAGUCAUGUAGACUGGCCAGCACAAUAGCUCAGUCCUGUAUCCCAGCACUUUGGAAGGCCAAUGUGGGAGAAGUACUUGUGACCAGGAUUUCCAGACUAGCCUGAGCAACAUAGCAAAAGCCUUGUCUCUACGAAAAAUAGAAAAAAUUAGCCAGGUGGGGGUGUGGGCUUAUGGUUCCAGUUACCAGGGAGUUGGAGGCAGGAGGAUCUCUUGACCCCAGGAAUUGGAGGUUGCAAUGAGGUAUAAUGAUGCCAAUACCCUCUAGCCUAGGCAACAGAGCAAGACCUAUGUCUCAAAAACAAAAUAAAACAAAACAAAAAACAGUUUCCUUAAGCCUAGUAGACAGCAAUUGUCAAAAUCUCAAAAUUAUUAAAAUGUAUUUUAACAUAUGAGUAAUUAUAUUUUUAUCUUUAGAAAACUAAGAAUAGUUUGAUAUUAAUUAGACAGUGUGUCACCAUGUAGAAAAGAUAGGCACUGAUAGCCAAAACGGUUCACCAAGAGCAAAUUUUAAGUGACAUAAGUUAGGAGGUCAAAGGAAGUGCCCAGAGGGUUGAGCCAACGGUAAAAAUCAGACCCAUGUUCUCUACAUUGGCCAGUGUAUAACUCAGCUUAAAGAAGACUUCUGGAUGCUAGCUUUUUAAAAAGGCAUGUAUCUUAGCUAGGGUUUUCAGAGGAUGAUACAGGAAUAUUUUAUAAGGAAAAGCUACCUGAGGAAAAUAUACCGUAAAUAUACUGUAAUAAUCCAGGUCCAUCAAAUAUUUGAAUGGCUUCCAUAUGAAAUUGAAAUUAGACUUUGUCUAUGAAGUUAGAGGACAGAAUGAACACCAGUGAGUGCAAGUGACAUGAAGGCCCGAGGAGGACUUGAUGAAGAGAGCAAUUUCUCUCAACUGAAACUGUCCCAAUAAAAGAAGCAGCAUGCCUCAUCAUGGAGCAGGUGUUCAAGGGCACAGGGGAUGUUUCCUCAGGAGAAAUGUCUUAGAGGGAAUCCCUGAAAGGAAA
This is a messenger RNA of Nycticebus coucang (slow loris), 3225 nucleotides long. RefSeq names its product myomegalin-like. Lineage: Eukaryota; Metazoa; Chordata; Mammalia; Primates; Lorisidae. The coding region runs from base 1152 to 2330 and encodes 392 amino acids. The transcript is spliced from 8 exons. The record is from RefSeq and is a predicted model, not a curated record.